Molecule: messenger RNA, 3546 nt
Organism: Acanthochromis polyacanthus (spiny chromis)
Lineage: Eukaryota; Metazoa; Chordata; Actinopteri; Pomacentridae
Product: aminopeptidase N-like
Exons: 24
Coding region: 158-2989 (943 amino acids)
Biological process (GO): proteolysis; peptide catabolic process
Cellular component (GO): cytoplasm
Molecular function (GO): metalloaminopeptidase activity; peptide binding; zinc ion binding
Source: RefSeq, a predicted model, not a curated record
GACAGGACUUUAUUGUGGAGGAGCGUUAGAGGCUCUUAAAUGCUUGCAGCCGCUUCCUUUUGUCAUUGUGUGCAAGAGCCUCGGUGACGUGAUUUUGGCAUUUAGCGGUACAGUUGUGUGUUUGUCAGCAGCUAGCGGAAUUCCACCAUAUCUGUCCAUGAUGGGAAAGAGCUGCCGGGUCAGCAAACUGUGCAUUCUUUGUGUGGUCUUAGCCUUGGUUUCCGUGGCAACCCUCGUCACAUUGUGGACUCUUGCCCUGACAGGAGACGAUGGUGAUGACGUCACAGCUCCUUGGGACAGCUAUCGUCUGCCCACAGAUUUGGUUCCUGAGUUCUACAACAUCACCCUGUGGCCUCGACUCAGCCGCGACCCGAACACCGGCCUCUACAUUUUCACAGGACAUUCAACUGUGCAGUUCGAGUGCGUGAAAGAAACCGAUCUGAUCCUGAUUCACUCCAACAAACUCAACUACACCAAACUGGAUGAAGGUCACAUUGUCAGACUCACUGCUUCAGGUGGUGCUUAUGUCCCCAGUAUCGAGUCGACGUGGCUGCAGUCUGAGACUCAGUAUCUGGUCAUCGAGCUGAAAGGUAAAUUAAGUCAAGGACAGACGUAUCAACUGUACGCCGAGUUCACCGGAGAACUAGCUGACGACCUAGCCGGCUUUUACAGGAGCGAAUAUGAAGAAGACGGAGUCAGAAAGAUUGUUGCCACUUCUCAAAUGCAUCCGACUCACGCCAGGAAAACGUUCCCUUGUUUCGAUGAGCCUGCGAUGAAAGCGGUUUUCCACAUGACUCUCAUCCACCCUCCUGGAACUGUAGCCCUGUCUAACGGCAUGGAAACAGACGUCGUUAAUGCCACCAUCGAUGGAGUCGCCGUGACACAGACCACGUUUGAGCCCAGCGAGAAAAUGUCGUCCUACCUGCUGGCCAUCGUCGUCUCUGACUACGGACACCUCAGCGCUAAACAAGACGACGUUCUGAUCCGUAUCUGGGCUCGUAGGAAAGCCAUUGAACAGGGACAAGGUGACUACGCCCUCAAUGUGACCGGACCAGUGCUGGACUUCUUCCAGUCCUACUACAACAUCUCGUACCCGCUGAACAAAUCAGACCAGAUCGCUCUGCCAGACUUUUAUUUCGGUGCCAUGGAGAACUGGGGUUUGGUGACGUACAGAGAAACCAACCUGCUGUACGACCCUGUGACCUCCUCCAACAGCAACAAAGAAACCACUGCCACCAUCAUCGCUCAUGAGCUGGCCCACAUGUGGUUUGGUAACCUGGUGACGCUGCGCUGGUGGAACGAGGUGUGGCUGAACGAGGGCUUCGCUUCGUACGUGGCGUAUCUUGGAGCCGACUAUGCCGAGCCGACGUGGAACGUGAAAGACUUGAUCGUCCUCGAUGACGUCCACAGAGUGUUUGCAGUGGAUGCUUUGACCUCCUCUCAUCCUCUGACCUCUAAAGAAGACAGCAUCAUCCUGCCGGAACAGAUCACUGAGCAGUUUGACACCAUCUCCUACAGCAAGGGUGCAGUGGUGUUGAGGAUGCUGUCUGACUUCCUCUCAGAGACAGUCUUCGUCCAGGGACUUAGUUCGUACCUCAAUCACUUCGCCUACAGCAACACAGUGGGAAAUGACUUGUGGCAGCAUCUACAAAUGGCGGUGACAGACAACGAUGUUUUACUUCCUCGUCCAGUUCAGGACAUCAUGAACCCCUGGGUGCUCCAGAUGGGCUUCCCUGUGGUUACCGUGGAUACGGCCUCAGGGAAAGUUUCCCAGCAGCACUUUCUGCUGGAUCCAGAGUCCAAUGUCACGGUCGAGUCGCCUUACAAGUACGAGUGGCCGGUUCCUGUUCGGUGGAUGAAGGCCGGUGAGGUCCAGACGGACAUCUGGUGGCUGCUGGAGAAGGAAGUGGUGAACCCGGACAUGAGGAGUGGAGCUUCGUGGGUUCUGGCCAACAUCAACGUGACCGGAUUUUACCGAGUGAACUACGACCUGGGGAACUGGGAGCGUCUGUUCGCUCAGCUGACCACAGAUCACCAGGUCAUACCGAUGAUAAACAGAGCUCAGCUUGUGGACGAUGCUUUUAAUUUAGCCAGAGCUCAGCUGGUCUCCACCACUCUGGCUCUCAGGACCACCUCCUAUCUGUCCCUGGAGACGGACUUCAUGCCCUGGCAGUCUGCUCUGGACAACCUCAACUAUUACUACCUCAUGUUGGACCGAACCGAAGCCUAUCAGCCGAUGCAGAACUACCUGAAGAAGCAGGUGACUCCCCUCUUCAUGCACUUCAAGAACCUGACGUCAGACUGGACUCAUGUUCCUGAAGGACACACUGACCAGUACAACCAGGUGAACGCCGUCCGAACCGCCUGUAGAACCGGAGUACCGGAGUGUCAGAACCUGACCAUCACCUGGUUCAGACAGUGGAUGGAGAAUCCGCAACACAACACGAUUCAUCCCAACCUGCGAUCGGUCGUUUACUGCAGCGCCAUGGCAGCAGGUGGAGAGGCUGAGUGGGAGUUCGGAUGGAUCCAGUUUAAGGAGGCGUCUUUAGCCAGCGAGGCCAGCAAACUGAUGUCUGCUCUGUCCUGUACGAACGACACCCAGCUGCUGCAGAGGUUUCUGUCGUUCACCUUGAACUCCACUCUGAUCCGUAAACAAGACGCCACCUCCGUCAUCACGUCUGUGGCCGCCAACAGAGCAGGACAGAGUCUGGCCUGGAGCUUCGUCAGGGAUCAGUGGGAGUACAUGUUCACUCAGUACGGCGUUGGCUCCUUCUCCUUCGCCUCCAUGAUCACUGGAGUCACAGCGAGGUUCUCCACCCCCGAGGAACUGCAACAGCUGGAGGAGUUUGUGGAGCAGAACGGAGCCGCAGGGUUCGGGUCGGCCUCGCUGGCCGUGGAUCAGGCCUUGGAGAGGACCAGAGCAAACAUCAAGUGGCUGCAGCAGAACCAGCAGGAGGUUCUGGACUGGUUCAGCAGCCAGACGCACUGACAGAACCCCUGGACGAUGAACGAGUGAAUGUGGGACCGACCUGAAGGCCAUGCAGAACCAGAUGAUGGCCAUGAAGAGAGUAGCGAACCUCAGCUCAGCCGACAGGAGGGACGCCACGUUCCUCAACACCUGGACAGAUGUUCAAACACAUGGGACGCUUUAGAAAUAACUCCAGACUGAGUAUAUAAUAUAACAGAAAUCAGAUCCAGUUCUCUGCACAGCGCUGGGAUCAGCUGCUUGGGAACAACAUCAUUUUUACACAAUAUACUGCAAAUAUUAUGCACAGAAGGGGACAUACGUUGUGUUUUACUCAUACAGCUCACAAUAAUGUUAAUAAUCAAGCAUUUAUUGAUUCAUUCAUGCAUCAUUUUUCUGCUCAGAAAGCCUGUGAACCUUAACUAAACAACAGUAACUAUCAUCAGUCUUUGUACAGUAAAGGUAAUGACUUUUUACUACUUUACUAGGCAGAAAUCUACGUAUUUUCCUGCUAUUUUUGGUCAUUUGAUAAACAAAAAUGUCUAUUAUGCUGAAGAAAUGAAACCUGAAUUCACCAAAAA